AGGCCAAACCGGCUGAAAGUUACCUGACGCGUUCACACUAUAGGGGCGGUUCUUCCCGGUCUGUUUAUUAUUUCUCUCCUCCUGCGCUCAGUUCCCUCCCCGCGGCGCUCCUUAUCCUCCCCGUGCACCGCUUCUGUUUCCUCCUCGGCGGUGUCUGGAUGUCCCGUCAUGCAGUCUCUCAGCUCUGGGUCGGUACUGUGACAGGGACUGUGUCAGUCCCGCAGCAUGUCCUUAAACCCGCGGGACGCCCCUGGCUCUGUUCCAGACUUUCAGUAUCGAUCCUGUCGCCGUGAGCUGAUUACAGGGCUGUGAGCCCGCUCACACACACACACACACACACACACACACAACCACUUAAUAACGGAAUGUAAACCUGUACACCGGCGUCUGUACUACAGCCUACAACCAAACCGACACCUUCAGCUCCAGCCUGAAUUAGUAGAAGCCAUGCAGAGGAGGCGUCCGGUACCGGAGUUCGAUUGCCAUGGCUAAGGUGGUUGUGAAGAAGCUGCAUUGGCGCUCCAAGGUGCAGGAGAGCUUCGUUCCUCUGUUGGGCAGCUCAGGAGAACUGGGUGUGGCCAUCGGCGGCGGCGCAGACUAUGGCGAGUUUCCGUUUGUCACAGCUGCGCCGGGAGGUGGUAUCACAGUUGGCGAAAUCAUUUUAGAGAUCGGAGGGACACCUGUGCUGGGGAUGACAUUAGGUGACGUACGUGGAGUGCUCAACUCCUGCCCUCAUCCUAUUCGCAUCAAGACUGUUACACCAGACUCAACACUGUGUAAGGAUCUGAGGUUGUAUCUGAGUAAAUGUUUCACACCUGGUUGCAUGGACAGUCAGCUUCAACAAGUCAUACGGGAAAAUCUCUAUCUGCGUGCAGUACCAUGUACAACCAGACAGCCUCGAGAUGGCGAGAUCUCAGGAGUGGAUUAUAACUUUGUGUCUGUUGAAGAAUUCUUCUCUCUAGAGGAGUCGGGAGCUCUGCUGGAGAGCGGCAAAUUCAAAGGGAACUAUUACGGAACCCCUCGACCGAUCCACAUCAGUCCCGACAGCCCCCCCAUCACCUACCAGGAGCACUGCAAGCUUCUACAGAACUUCCGCACACGCAGCAAAUCCCUCAGUAACCUGGAGAAAGCGGCAGAGGAAGGGUACAACAGUGAGGGAGACUCUGGGCUAUCAGGUGGCUCAGGAGGUGCCAGCAGUGUCCCCGCCCCAACAUCAUCCCCCAGCCAGUCUCGUGACUCCAGUGGAGGGGACGGCAGUGCCUUUGAGAACGGGAGCAGGCACAGAAGGGGACUACAGGGGGUGGGGCAUGAAACCUGGGAAAUUACCUACAGUGACUCAGGGGAACCAUACUACACAGAUCAUCAGCCCAAGCCAACGUACUGGCACAGCCGCCGCGCAUCGAGCCGAGAGUCGGUUUUCAUGAAUGAACUGGGCGAGUUCACAGAUCAGCCAAGUAAGUUGAGAGGAUACUCGAUUCACACUCGGGUGUGUAAAGGACCCCAGGGAUUUGGCUUUAACAUUGCCGGUGGCAGCCAGCCUCGAGAGUUCUUACAGAUAUACAGCGUCACACCUGGAGGGACAUCAACUCUUAACCCUGGGGAUAUCCUGGUGUACAUUAACGACACCUGUGUGCUGGGAACCUCUCAUAAAGAAGUGGUGGAAAUGCUGAGGGUUGUGCCUGUGGGCCAGAGCGUGGACAUGGUGGUCCGUAGAGGCUACCCCAUACUCUAUGACCCUGAUGGCAGCCCUAGACUGUCUCAGGAGACUGCUUCACAUCCGUCACCUCUUCCAACCACCACCCAGCCCAAAGCCCAGGCACUGCAUCCACAAACUCAGACACUUCUCAAUAACAGUGGGCUUAUGUACAACGAAGAGGGGAGAUAUCCUAGAGCCUAUGGAAGAAGUGCAUCCAGGUUUAGCCUGGACGCCAAUGGAAACGCGUCACAUUAUUCACCACCUCCAAGAAUGCCGUCUUCUUACCGAUACACCAGUGAGGGAGAGAGCGAUAGCCUCAGGCAGCCACAUUCUCAAAGAAGGAUCAGGCAGCUGCAGAGUGCAGAUCUGGCCAGCCAGAGUGACAGCGAAGUGGUUUCAGCAAUAGGAUCACACAGAGCCUCCUUUAUCCGAAACCACAACAACAACUCUCUCUACCCACCAUCGCCUUUGCGCUUUUACUCUACCAAGUCCUCCGACAGUGACCUUUCCUCCUACGCCCCCAGCCCGCCCCUCUCUCGUUUGCCCCUCCCCCAAACAGAAUCAGGCCACGCCUCCACUUCCUCCUCCCCUGCCGGAGGGAGACGAUACUUUCAAAAUGGUCAACGCUCCCUGCUCACCCCUCCCACCAGCGUACACUCUGAUGGGCCGUACUUCACUUUCAGCAGUGCCAACAGCGGCAGUCCAAGCAGCAGUGUCCCAUCACCAGGGGCAAUGAGCAAUGGUGGGGGCAGGGAGCUGGUGCCCAUUGCCCUGGCAAAGUGCAAACAAGAUGGGAGUUUGGGGUUCAGCUUGAUGGCGGGCGGACAAGGAGGCAGGACAGCGGUGGUGAAGAGAGUGUGGGACCGGCAGCAGUGUAACGGUCUCCAACCUGGAGACGCCAUCGUGAAGAUCAACGGAGCUGAUGUGCAGAGCCUCAACUUCAUUCAGGUCCAUCGUAUUUUGGAAGAGCACACCAAAAGUGGAGAGGUCAUCCUGCUAGUUUAUAGAGGAGGCUCCAUAUAUUCAUCGAUCUCACCAAAGUCUAGGCGUCAACACAGCCCCACUCUGCCACGCCCCGCCUCUGCCUCUCAGAUACCGGUUACUGACACUCCACCUCUGCUACGGAAGUCUCUUACCCCGCCCCCUCAAUCCCUGGUGCGCUCUUCAUUGGUCCAGAGCACCAGUUUCUUGGACUCUGUACCUGUCACACUAACGCUGGAGCCUCGCGAUUGGAUGAGUACUGAGGAGGGCGGGACUAUACUCUUUCCCAGAUUGAAGACUGAAGAGAAGAGCCGGCCGCCUGUGACACGUGGAUUUGAGGUGGAGCUGAAGAGGAGGCCAGGAGAGGGAUUUGGAUUCGUGAUUGCAUCACAGGACAUGGAGAACAGCAGAGCGGCGUCUCUGCUGCCUCACCGGUUUGUGACAGUACGUCGUGGCAGUCCUGCAGCGCGAAGUGGCCUGAUUCGGCCCGGGGAUCGGUUGGAGUCAGUAGAGGGACGCAGUGUGGUCAAUCUGCCCCAUAGAGAGCUGGCACAGAUACUGCGCAGAGCGGGCAACACAUUGCUUCUGACCGUAGUCCCGCGCUCCAGUGCUCAGUCCUCUGAGCACUCAGGCAGUGAUCUCCAUCACAGAAGCAGAAAGCCUCACAGGUCCAAACCAAAGGAUACAUCACGGUACUACAGUGUGGAGCUAGAGAGAGGCCCCACUGGUUUUGGGUUCAGUCUGAGAGGAGGAAGCGAAUAUAACAUGGAUCUUUAUGUUCUGGGCCUGAUGGAAGGAGGACCAGCCUCGAGAAGCCGGAAGAUGCAGGUGAGCGACCAGUUAGUGGAGAUCAAUGGGAACAACACAGCAGGUAUGAGCCACAGUCAGGCUGUGGAGCAGAUCAGGACUGCAGGCCAUAAGAUCCAUCUUGUCCUGAAAAAAGGCAACGGAUACGUUCCUGACUACGGCCAUGAUCACAGAGCAGCCGUCUCCUCCCUGUCCUCAGCCCUGCAGCCGGAUCUGGUUACAGUGAAUCACAAACACCGCCAUCUGAAUUCCACGUCCAGCCCUCCAAGAACAGGCAGGACCCGCAGCCAGAGAGGAAGGACAGAGCGCCAGGGCCGGGAGGAGAGCCCCAAACGAACACAGGUCACAGGUCACAGGUCAAAGGACAGGAGGAGGAGACAAAGAUCCCACAGUUUACCCAGAAACAUCAACGGAGAACACAGCGAUGUAGAGGAGUUCAGUGAACCAGCGACAAGAGGACGACGUAGGCAGAGAGAGAUAAAAGAGGAGAUAGAGAGGAGGAGUAAAAGUGAGGAGAGAAGGAGACAGCCAAAAAAUGAGAGUGAAGAAGAGACUCAGGGAGAGGAAGAGCAGCAAGACAGAGAGCGGGAGAGAAAAAAACUGGACAUGCCCAUUCAUAAGCAGAGGUUCGCAGAGUUGAGUCAGAAAUCGAACGAGGAGGAAAAAGAAAAGUUGGACACUAAGCAGCGGGGAGAAGUAGAAAACAGUCUGUUUUUGCGAGAGAACAGGGAGAGGAGAGAUGGGCAGGAGCUGAAAGGUGAGUCAAAAAGUGAGACAGAGCAAAUGCUGCCAGAUGUUUGGGGGAAAGAGAGAACAUGGCAGCGGGUAGUCGACGCUCGACCCUAUGUUAGCUUGUCUGUGCCAGGGCUAGAAAAGGUCCAGUCCAACCACCUCUCUGCCAUUGAAUCCCAUCAGUUUCCAUUCUCCUUUCUCAUGUCCCAGAAUCUGAAAUGAGUGUGUUGUUUGCUAGUGGUUCAGCUGCUAGUCUCCCUAAAUUCUCUACCUAUGAAAGGUUCAGAAGCCAAAAGCACCAUAGUGCCGGGUCCCUGGCUCAAAUCCAAUCUGCUCACACUCAGUGGAGAGAUGGAAAGACUCAGACUUACAGGAACAGUAAAGGAGCAAGCAGUGAGAGAGAAUUCCAUCACAUGACAUAGUUCUGAUUUGAUGCAGUUUUUGCCAUAUCAUGUCAUCAGGUCAACUAUUUGAAAUCUUUUAACAAUUUGAAAUAGGCUACUAUAAGUAGCUGUUGGGCCACAUUAGCAUUUUCAAAUCAGAAUGAGAAAUGUUCAGGGUUUUUUUAAGUUUAGUUUUUUAUUAUUAUCAUUAUUAUUAUUUUUACACUUUUGGAGAUUAUAGCCAUAUUAUGGUCUUUAUACUAAUGCUAAAUAAGAAGAAUAAUAAGUGUUAAAAUAUUAGUAUGAGCUUUUCUCUCCUGCCACUGCAUAUUUCCGUCUCUUGCUUUCCUUUCUCAGUUGAAUGCUUGAGGGACGUUUUCUGUCCCCAUGUUGUUUUUUUUCAUACUUUGUGCCUGUUUUUAGAUUCUGCUUCUUGUGUACUACUCGAUCUCUUAGCUCUGGGCCAACUUUUUUCUUCUCUCCCUGCUCUUUAAUUGUCUGACUUUUUUUCCGAAGCUUGUUAUUAUGAAAGGGAAGACUGGUUGAGUAAGGAUUUAGUUUUGUCUCAGAAUGUGGGGCAAACACGAAGCAAUAAAAUGCCACAAGCCAAGCUUUUUGAUAUGCAAAGAAAAAAGAUGAAUGGUAUGUGGUAUGUAUAUUAAACAUUUCCCAUUACAGAUAAUAUGUAUGGCAUAAAUCAUUUUGGGGGUGUGCUGUUGUAAGAACGUAAUUCAAAACGAGGUGAUGUGAUACCGAGACACAAAGCAGGAGUUACCGUUAGCACCCAGACGCUGAUUAUUUUCCUAUAACAGCAUGACAAAAAGUGUUUUAUUCCUCUUGUACCACAGUAUUCAUAACGAUUCCAAGUUUUAACGUUAUGAAAACAUCCGCGAGACAAGUUAGUUUUUAUCAUUGCAUAUAACUAAUCAUUCCCUUCACAAGCAUCUCUUUUAUUUUUAUUUCUCAUGAAGUUAAUAAGACAAAAAAUGCAACUUGUCAGGUUACCGAGAAUCCACGAAGACUCUCCUGCGGCAGAAAACUGUAGCACAGCACUGACACUGGAAACUCCUUCAAUUAAUGUUACAUAAAUGCCUCAUAACGGAAAACUUCACCGUAUCAACAAGUAUGCUUUUUUUCUUUGUGAUUAUAACUGUCAUACAAGUCCCUUUAAAUGAGAUGUUACUAUAGAAACGCUAAGAUAUUAGAAUGAAUACGUUAAUAUAAACCUGUGGGUUGAAUUACAGCUGGAACGAUUGUCAGAGCUGCUGUUCUAGAAACUCAAUCAACACUUUUUUGGCAAUCAUAUUUGAGAAUUCAACAAUGCUGUGGUAUAAAACACAUGAACCAUGUCAACUUAUUUUAUAGCAUUUAUUUGUCUCACCCAAAUAACAAUGACAGGGUUUGGCCUUUAAACAUAUUGCUGUGUAUUAACAAUGCAACGUGUUAAUAUUCUGUGUGUAUUUACUAGACACUCAUAUGCUUAAAAGGAUUCAAAGUCAUUCGAGUCGCACAGGCUUUAUGCCUUCUAAGUGAACCUUAUCAUUUUGUGGCUCAGUUAAUCAUCUUCCUGUCACUUGACCAUUGUCCUUAUAACCUCACUGACCUCGGUUUGAGUGUAGCCUAGAAUAUGAAGGAUAAGCCAUUGCCUAUGGCAAUAACCACAUGACUGAUAUUUUAUAUUGCCUGUGAAAGUCACAUUGUCCUGCAAUGUCCAUUGUUAAGUACUGAAGAUACACUAUGCAGCAGCGAAGUGGAGGAUUCAAGGAGGAACCGAAAUAGCCAGCAGCCACGCUGUAUCGCUACACAUUUUAAUCCCAAACUCGUAGAUCAUGAAACAGUAACUGAAAGUGCCCUCUGUAUUCCAACACUACACAUUCAAGACAUCAGUCCCCAUCUCCUUCCUCCUUCCUUUGACAUUCUGCACUGGACGGAUAUGCACCUCAUGGAUAUGGACUAAUUUUAGGAGUUUGUUUUAUCGAUUCUACCUGUUUUACCAAAGACUGCAGUAAAUCGUUGAAGCUGGAAUCACAAGACUCUGUUUGCAAACUGUGUAAAGCCUCUCUUCGAAGUGGUUGUCAUGGUGAUCGUUUGUCUUUCUUGAUGAAGAGGGGGACUUUUGUGUGUUUGUGUCUUUAUCUUGUCUUGUCUGAAUGAUCAAAUAAGGGCAAUGGACGUCAAUACACGUAUUAUGCUGCUAUUCAGCCAUAAACCAGUGUAGAUUAAUUAUUAACUACUUAGUGUUCUUUCCUAUACCUCAGGAGAAAUUCUCAGAUGGACGUAUAAAAUGUUUUGUUUUUUUUUUUCUCCAGAGGUAUGAGAUGGGAGUAGGUUUAGAAAAGAACUAAUACUUUUAUACUUAAUAAUACUAGAGUGCCAGAUGCCAAACGUAUACUAGUAAGCAGUAUGAUGUCACCACUUUAAAGCAUUCGUAUAGCCGUAUAGUUUCUACAUUCCCAGCGGGUCUGGGCUAAGUUUCAGUCUCGGUGUGUGCUGCGUGUGCUGUAAAGUAAGAGCAUUCAUAAACCUAAAAAUCGUAAGUAAAAGGAUAUGAGCCAGUGCCAGAUGCAGCUUUACAUUUGAGAUCCUUUCCUCUUUUUGCUAUAUAUGUGCAGGUAUACAAAUAUAUCUAUGACCAUGUAUGUAUUGUAAAUAUAUAUAUAUAAAUAUGAAUAUCUAACAGGUGUACAGUUUAUUAUCUACAUGAAUAUAAUAGAUAUAUGAUUAUAUUUCUUUUAUGAUUAUGUUAUAUACAGUUGUAACCAAAAUGCAAAUUAUAUUAAAGUAAUAAAG
Molecule: messenger RNA, 7389 nt
Organism: Ictalurus punctatus (channel catfish)
Lineage: Eukaryota; Metazoa; Chordata; Actinopteri; Siluriformes; Ictaluridae
Gene: magixb
Product: membrane-associated guanylate kinase, WW and PDZ domain-containing protein 1
Exons: 17
Coding region: 485-4438 (1317 amino acids)
Biological process (GO): signal transduction
Cellular component (GO): cytoplasm
Molecular function (GO): protein binding
Source: RefSeq, a predicted model, not a curated record